UCUGAGUGUGGAAGGUCUCCUGUAUCCUUCUUUGCUGAGUUAAAAGGAUGGGGUACUUCAGAGGGAGUGAGAGUGCAGCCUGUGAGUGUGGCAGGACAGCGGGUCUGGCAGCCUGGUCCCAGGAACACGGGGUGGAGGGGAACUGCUGAACCCUCAACUGUCAGAAUCUUCAGAGGCAAGCUGGGAAGGCUUCCCUCUCCUACCAGGUGAAGAUAAGGCGCCACAGUCUGGGACCAGGACCAUCCGUGUUGUGCGACAACGCUCAGCUCAUCUGCCUGAGCCUAGCCUCUGCACCACCUCUCCUGGGGUCACGCUGAGCCUUGGAGCCACAUGGAGCCUGCAGAGUGGAAUGGAGCCUGGGGAGCCUGCGGUGGAGGAUCUGCUCCGGUCUGCCUGGGCAGUCAGAAGGUGGAGCAAAGGAUGGGCUGGCAACAAUCUCUGCCAGUCUUAGAAGCGUCCAGAAUUCGUACCAUUUACAUCAAUGACCCCCUGAAGAACAUUUUCUGCCAAAACUGGAUCAGCACAGCCAAGUACAGCCUGUGGUCCUUUCUCCCUCGAUAUCUGUACCUGCAGUUUAGCAAAGCGGCCAAUGCUUUUUUCCUGUUCAUUGCUAUAUUGCAGCAAAUUCCAGAUGUGUCUCCAACAGGAAAAUAUACAACUCUCUUGCCUUUGAUGGCUAUUCUUACUAUUUCAGGCAUCAAAGAGAUUAUUGAAGAUUAUAGACGACAUAUGGCAGACAGAUUAGUUAACACAAAGAACACAAUAGUGUUAAGACAGGAUUCCUGGUACUCAAUUAUGUGGAAAGAGGUCAAUGUGGGUGACGUUGUGAAGGCUUCGAACGGCGAGUUCCUGCCUGCAGACAUGGUCCUGAUCUCUUCCAGUGAACCUCUGUCAAUGUGUUAUAUUGCAACAUCUAAUCUGGAUGGAGAGACAAAUCUAAAGAUACGGCAGGCUUUGCCAGAAACAGCUGACAUGCAAACAAACAAGCAGCUGGCAAACCUAACUGGAAAAAUAGAAUGUGAAGGACCUAAUCGUCACUUCGAUACCUUUGUUGGAACCUUGUACCUACCUGGUAAAAGCCCUGUUGCAAUUGGACCUGACCAGGUCUUGCUAAGAGGAACCCAACUAAGAAACACUCAGUGGAUCGUUGGCGUAGUGAUUUACACUGGCUUUGACACCAAAUUCAUGCAGAAUUCUGUCAAAUCACCUCUCAAGAGAUCCAAGGUGGAGAAGGUGACCAACUUGCAGAUCCUGGUUUUGUUCACCAUGCUGCUGGUCAUGGCCUUGGUGAGCUUUGUGGGAGAAGUGCUGUGGAACAAGCAGUACAGGGCCACCAUUUGGUACCUAAACAACGAUGUCAGCUACCACAGCUUUGCUUUUGACAUUUUGGUGUUCAUCAUCCUGUACCACAAUCUCAUUCCCAUCAGUCUGCUGGUAACUCUGGAAAUCGUGAAAUUUAUUCAGGCCCAGUUUAUAAACUGGGAUGAAGAUAUGCAUUAUAAAGUAAAUGAUGUCUAUGCCAUGGCCAGAACAUCCAAUCUUAAUGAAGAGCUUGGGCAGGUAAAAUACUUAUUUUCUGAUAAAACGGGAACCCUCACUUGCAAUAUUAUGACAUUCAAGAAGUGUACCAUUGCAGGUAUAAUGUAUGGUCAAUCAUCUCCCAUCACAGACUCCUGUGAAUUUAAUGACCCCAGAUUACUGGAGAAUUUAAAGAAUGGCCAUCCCACAGAAAGCUACAUAAAGGAGUUUCUCACCCUGUUAUGUGUGUGCCACACUGUUUUUCCAGAAAAAGAUGGAACUAAGAUAAACUACCAAGCUUCCUCCCCAGACGAAGCAGCUUUAGUGAAAGGGGCAAAAAAACUUGGCUAUGUUUUCACUGCAAGAACACCAUACUCAGUCACCAUAGAAGCUAUGGGACAAAAAUGCAUUUUUGAAAUCCUCAAUAUCCUGGAAUUUUCUAGUAAUAGAAAAAGAAUGUCCAUCAUUGUCCGAACUCCCACGGGACAGCUCCGUCUCUACUGCAAAGGGGCUGACUUGGUGAUUUAUGAGAGACUUUCAAGCGAUUCUCUGUUUGUGGGUGAGACGUUAACCCAUCUGGAACAUUUUGCCAAAGAAGGUCUGAGAACGCUGUGUAUUGCCUACACAGAUUUAACCGAGGAAGAAUAUCAGUGGUGGCUGGAGGAUUAUAAGAAAGCUACUCUAACUUUACAUGACAGAAUCAAAAGGAUCGAAGAAUGCUAUGAUAAGAUUGAAAAGAAAUUUCUGCUUCUUGGAGCCACAGCCAUUGAAGAUCGUCUUCAAGCACGUGUUCCAGAAACCAUAACAACUUUACUGAGAGCAAAUAUAAGAAUAUGGGUCUUGACAGGAGACAAACAAGAAACUGCAAUUAACAUAGCAUAUUCCUGUAAAUUGAUAUCAGGUCAAAUGCCUCGUAUUCAUUUGAAUGCAAAUUCAUUUGAGGCAACAAAACAAGCAAUUACUCAAAACUGUCAAGAUCUUAAACACUUGCUAGGUAAAGAAAAUGAGGUGGCCCUAAUCAUUGAUGGCGAAACACUGAAGUAUGCCCUCAGUUUUGAAAUUAAGAGGAACUUCCUAAAUUUGGCCCUGUCAUGUAAAACAGUAUUAUGUUGUAGGCUCUCUCCCCUGCAGAAGGCUGAAAUCGUGGACGUCGUCAAGAAGAACGUAAGGGCCGUCACCCUGGCCGUCGGGGAUGGUGCCAACGAUGUGGGCAUGAUCCAGACGGCGCAUGUGGGAGUGGGCAUCAGCGGGAACGAGGGCAUGCAGGCCACCAACAACUCGGAUUACGCCAUCGCACAGUUUAGCUACCUGGAGAAGCUUCUGUUAGUUCAUGGAGCUUGGAGUUAUUUUCGAGUGACCAAAUGCAUACUGUAUUGUUUCUACAAGAAUGUGGUGUUGUACGUCAUUGAGCUCUGGUUCUCCUUUGCCAAUGGAUUUUCUGGGCAGAUUAUAUUCGAACGCUGGUGCAUCAGCUUGUAUAAUGUGAUUUUCACAUCAUUACCACCUUUAACUCUGGGAAUCUUUGAACGGUGUUGCAGUGAGGAGAGCCUGAUCAAGUAUCCAGAACUCUACAGAAUUCCUCAGACAGGAGAAACUUUCAACACAAAGGUGUUUUGGAUCCAGUGUAUGAAUGCUUUGGUCCACUCCUUCAUUCUCUUCUGGUUUCCUGCAAAAAUGCUGAAGCAUGAUAUAGUCUUACAACAUGGCUACACUACAGACUAUUUGUUUCUUGGAAAUUUUAUUUAUACGUAUGUAGUGGUUACCGUUUGUCUGAAAGCUGGGUUGGAGACAAUGUCUUGGAACAAAUUUAGUCACCUGGCAAUUUGGGGCAGCAUCUCCAUGUGGCUGGUCUUCUUCAUAAUUUAUUCUCGCUUCUGGCCGACCCUUCCCAUUGCUUCUGACAUGGUGGGACAGGCCGAUUUAGUCCUGAUUUGCCCACUCUUCUGGCUGGGUAUUUUGAUAGUUCCUACCGUGUGCCUGAUUCAAAAUGUAUUAUGGAAAUCGCUGAGAAACACCUACCGAAGAACGUUUCUCGAGGAAGUGCGGGAGAUGGAACGUAACAGAGUUCCAGAAGUUGAUAUUUCUAAAAUGUCUGGAAGGAGGGCGACGGCAGCGAGUCUGGACAUGGUCUUUGAGAACAACUCCGUGGAUCUCAGUGCCCCACGUGGCUAUUCCUUUUCCCAAACAGAGCAGUCCGUGAUGACCCAGGAAGAACUAGUCCGUUCCUACAACCCCGGUAGAAACCAAAGCAAGCAGAGUUCCAAUGCUGCCUUCACUGAUAUCUUCCUGGAGUGAGACUUCGGUCACCAGCGCGUCCUGCACCCCCAUGCCCUUCACUGAGACUGGUCAGUCGAGCUGGCACUCACUGCCACUUCCGUGGCUUUGGCUGAGUAGUUUGUUAUUUUUAUGUCAACAGAGUCAGGAAGAUAAACAGUGAGGGAAUGAAUGCUUUUGGAUUUUUGUUAACUUCUUCAAUGUUUUACCUAAUGCAUAUAGUUUUUGUGUAGCUGUGAAUGUAUAUAUUUUUUUCUCUAGCUAUUUAGCAGUUCAAUCUGAAGUAUAAAAUUAAAAGUGUUACGUUUCACUAAAACAA
Oryctolagus cuniculus (rabbit) is the source of this 4111-nucleotide messenger RNA. The record is from RefSeq and is a predicted model, not a curated record. NCBI's taxonomy places the organism in Eukaryota, Metazoa, Chordata, Mammalia, Lagomorpha, Leporidae.